UGUGAUGGUCACACCGCCCAUGACGAAUUCACAAAACAAAUAAUAAUAAUAAUCAAAUUUGGCCGAAAAUAAUGAACAACUAACGCAAUCCAAGUCAACCUGCGUGGAGACGGUGACCCACAUGCUGUAGCAUGGACAAGCUCCGCGGCGGCAGCCUGGUCGGCGGUGGAUCCUCCAGCGGGAAUGCGGGCUCGGAGCACCACCAACUGGAGCAGUACCCCAAAAACCUGAUCGAGCAAUAUCUGAGGGCCUCCAGCAAGAUCAAGAAGUUCGAGCGGGCCGGCUUCUUUAAACGCUUUGCGCCCAGCGUGGUCGAUGUGCAGGCGGACUUCCAGAGACUGGCCUACAGCUUCGAGGAGUCGGGCAUCCAGCAGUACGCGGCCAUGUGCCACAUCGGCUUUGCCAAGUGCGAGUCCUACGGCGGCGCCCCGCAGCGCGAAUCGGAGGCCUACCUGCGGGCAGCGCGGUCCUUCCUGGCGGCACACAACGAAUCCGGGCAGCUGCACCUGCGCACCCGGCACUCGGGCUUCCGGGAGGGCGCCCUGCACUGCUAUCACCGUGCCGCGGAUCGAGCCGUGGACGAGGGCGUCUUCAAGGCGGCCAUUCUGCGAGAACUGAAGCAGCUGCAGCGCCAGCUGGACAGCACCAGCAGCUUCGCCUCGCCCACACACCAGAUCCACGACCUGGAGAGCAGCGCCGAGACCUGUGGCCAGCGCGGCGACUUCCGCAGUGCCCUGCAGCACUACGACGACAUUGUGGACAAUGUUUACGAGCGGCGCGGGGCUCGCAUGUACGGGGAUCUCUUGCGGCGCGUGGAGGUACUGCGUCUGCUGCUGCUCGUCCACUUGAAUCUGCCGCCCGCCCGCCAGUCACCUGCCCACAUCAAGCUGAUCGAGUACUACUAUAAUUUGGCCCAGUUUGAGGCGCGUCCCAGCUCGGAGGACGAUGGCGGAUCGGUGGAGCGGCCGGGAGCGUUUGUGCCGGAGCAGCAGCAGUACGCGCUGGCGGAGAUUACGUGUGCCUGGGUGGAGCGCAAGAUGUGCGAUCUGAAGCACCUGCUGCGCGACUUUGGCGCGGAAUUCGGAGCUCUGAGCGACGCGGAGAGGCAGCUGCUGACGGUCAUGCACGCGGAACUGUCCAGGAGCUACUAGAUUACGGACUUAAGGAUCUUACUGUACAUUAUAUACUAUUGGGUCACUACCAUGAUAGCACAUGUUAAGCACUAUCGCUUAAGUGUAACCAAGUCUACCAACUAACCUUUGAACGUGCCUACACGCAUAAAAACAAAACAUUAACAAACGAGAGACCAGGUGAAUGCAGCAAUAAGUAGACGGUGCGAAGCGCAAUGGAAUGUAAUAACAUUUAAGCAAGCAAAUUUGAGAUUUGUACAAUAAAUAAAGAAAUGCGAAUGGAGAUUGAUUACCCAGUAAUAUCUGAUUCAAUAGAUUGAAAUGUGUGGUUUUUAGAGGAAUAUAAGUUAAUUGUUUUGAAAAUCCAAAGUUCACCUAAAAACCCUGAACCAUUUAAAACUAUCAUUGGAAUUGUAUAGAGCCAGAUUUAACUUGAGGAAUGCGCUUUGCCAAGUUCUUAGAACAAACUCUUUGAGGACCCACUCAAAAUUAGCCACGUUUUUCAUUAUUUUGGUCAUUUAAUUUGUUUAUUUACCUUGUCAAGCAACUUCUGUUUAUUAUCUUAGCAAUUUCUCAAUUAAGUUAGCUAAUUAUACGACACAUUUCGACUGCCACAACUGAUAUUCAGCUUCAAAUUGGUUAGAUUUCUAUAUCGCAUUGUAUAUGUUUCGUGUUUUCUUUGUGUUUGCAUAAAAAACGUUUUGUUUUAGCUGGAGUUUACAACUCCAAUUUGUUAAAUAACCUAUAAUAUCUUCUUA
Drosophila biarmipes is the source of this 1888-nucleotide messenger RNA. RefSeq lists its product as uncharacterized. The coding region runs from base 132 to 1151 and encodes 339 amino acids. NCBI's taxonomy places the organism in Eukaryota, Metazoa, Arthropoda, Insecta, Diptera, Drosophilidae. Gene Ontology annotation, cellular component: early endosome. The record is from RefSeq and is a predicted model, not a curated record. Gene Ontology annotation, biological process: vesicle cytoskeletal trafficking. The transcript has 2 exons.